This is a messenger RNA of Neopelma chrysocephalum (saffron-crested tyrant-manakin), 340 nucleotides long. RefSeq names its product dystrobrevin beta-like. The transcript has 3 exons. Gene Ontology annotation, biological process: synaptic signaling. Gene Ontology annotation, cellular component: plasma membrane; synapse. Bases 1 to 315 code for a protein of 104 amino acids. The record is from RefSeq and is a predicted model, not a curated record. Lineage: Eukaryota; Metazoa; Chordata; Aves; Passeriformes; Pipridae.
AUGGCUCUGUUGGUCCUUGGCAGUGUCCUGGACAGCCCGGGCCGGCUGGACGAGGAGCACCGGCUGAUCGCCAGGUACGCUGCAAGACUCGCCGCCGAGGCUGCCAACGCUCCCCGCCCGCCCUCGGACCUGGGCUUCAGCUUCGAUGCCAACAAGCAGCAGCGGCAGCUGAUCGCGGAGCUGGAGAACAAGAACAGGGAGAUCCUGCAGGAGAUCCAGAGGCUCAGGCUGGAACACGAACAGGCCUCUCAGCCCACCCCCGAGAAGGCCCAGCAGAACCCCACCCUGCUGGCUGAGCUCAGGCUGCUACGGUAAAAACCAGCCCUGGGGGGUUUGGGGG